Molecule: messenger RNA, 1274 nt
Organism: Silurus meridionalis
Lineage: Eukaryota; Metazoa; Chordata; Actinopteri; Siluriformes; Siluridae
Product: endonuclease domain-containing 1 protein-like
Exons: 2
Coding region: 137-1084 (315 amino acids)
Molecular function (GO): metal ion binding; hydrolase activity; nucleic acid binding
Source: RefSeq, a predicted model, not a curated record
GACUCGACUCGACCCUUCUAAUGAGAAAUAGGGCAUGUUUACUGAGAGCUAACAUCAACAACCUUAUCAAAAUCAACUGCUCUUUCUGUGCUGUUGUGUAUUUAAUCCCUGAACCUCACUCUUACUCACCUUCACGAUGAAGCUGCUCACACUGGGGUUUAUGCUGCAGGGAUCUUGGUGCUUGGCCUUUGGAGAAGUGGUAGACUCUUUUAAAGUUUCAUGUCCUGAUUUCUUUAUUGAAGAUCCAUCAGACCAGAACGUCCACUACCCUCCCACUGUUCUUAUCGACAGUCAAAAUCCAAACAGAUACAAGCAGAUUUGUCAGAAAUGGAGAGACUCAUACAGAUACGCCACUCUGUACGACACGGAGGGCAGAAUUCCUGUCUACUCUGCGUAUUACUAUGUAGGAUAUCACAAGGUACACAAAGCUGAAUGGAAAAUCGAACCACAGCUUGAUGACCCCAAUCAACAACCUGAAAUGGCACGAGAGGGAGAGGAACCGAUUAAAGACCUCGGCAAAUUCCAGGCAAUAUAUGAUGAUUACGCAUCUCAGUCAGUUUACACCAGAGGGCACCUUUAUCCACGCUGCCACAAUAACGAUCAGGAUUGUGCUAUUGCCACCUACACACACACCAACGCAGUUCCACAGACUCAAGAAGACAACAACGUGUGGGCUCACCGAGUAGAAAGAAAGAUGGAGAAACUCAUAGCAGAAACUUGUGACAGGGGUUUUGCACAUGUUGUGACUGGAGCAGCGCCUGGACAGACCUGGAUGAAGAUCAGGAGAGAUAACGUCCCUGUCGAAAAUGGAGUCAACAUCCCCGAAUAUUUCUGGACUGCCUACUGCUGCCAUGACAAAACAAAACCGAACGAUCUCCAGUCAGGUGCCUGGUUUGGCAAUGUUCUAAAGAAUAAACUGGUUGUGCGGAAGGUGACGGUGGAGCAGCUGGAGCAGGAGCUCUCAUCUCUGUAUGGAAAACCAGAACAAGAGUUCAGAUUUCAAGUGUUUGGAGGUUUGUGCCAAGGGAGUAAAAUCACCACAUUUAUUUAUAAUCUGAUUGACCUUUCUUUAGCCUUUUUUUAGUAAUUAUCCCUUAACCCAAGUAUCAGUGUUCCACUUCCUGUCCUGACAGAAGCACAUGCUAUUCGAUUUUAUUUCAAACUGUUCAAGGAACCUAAAAUACAGGUACAUUUAUGUUGGAACAGAUACUACUUUGUGGUUGUCAAUAAUAAAUAAAUGAUUAAACAAACCAAAGUAAAUCAUUAAAAUCUAA